Molecule: messenger RNA, 792 nt
Organism: Pseudomassariella vexata
Lineage: Eukaryota; Fungi; Ascomycota; Sordariomycetes; Amphisphaeriales; Pseudomassariaceae
Product: COQ9-domain-containing protein
Exons: 2
Coding region: 1-792 (263 amino acids)
Biological process (GO): ubiquinone biosynthetic process
Cellular component (GO): mitochondrial inner membrane
Molecular function (GO): lipid binding
Source: RefSeq, a predicted model, not a curated record
AUGGCUCCUUCCAGAGCAUUCACACGCCUCGCUGCACAUCGACGGGUGCUCGGAGUCGUCGGCCGUCAAUAUCAGCUUCAGCGUCCGUACUACUCCUACGACCACCCUCCUCCCCCAGGCCCUUUCAACCAGACCGAACAUGCGAUCCUCUCGGCCGCAUACACGCACGUCCCCGAACACGGCUUCACACAGCACGCCCUGUCGCUCGGCGCCCGCGAUGCCGGCUACCUCGACAUUAGCACCGCCGUCCUGCCCGACGGCCCUUUCAGCCUCAUCCAAUAUCACCUCAUCACCAAGCGCCAGGCCCUAGCUCCCAAGAGCCGCGCCAUCUUUAAUGCCUUGGACGCUGCACCCGGCGACGGGGCAAAGGGGCAGACGAUGAAGAUUGAUGAUAGGGUCGAGCGUUUGGCCUGGGAGCGUCUGCUUUCUAAUGCCGAUGUCAUUCACCGCUGGCAACAAGCCCUGGCAGUAAUGGCCCAACCCUCCCACGUCCCUGCCUCCCUCCGCGAGCUCGCCCUGCUAGCGGAUGAGAUCUACCACUUGUCCGGCGACGGCGCCGUCGACCCGAGCUGGUACACCAAGAGGGGGACCGUUUCGACUGCCUACGUUGGCGCAGAGCUGUUCAUGACAAAUGACCGCUCGCCCGGCUUCGCCCAGACACGCGAAUUCCUACAACGCCGGCUGGAGGAGAGUAGCAAGGUGGGCAAUGCACUGGGCGGUGUGGCCCAGUGGAUGGAGUUCACGGCUGUGGCUGGGGUUAAUAUAUUGAGGAGUAAAGGGAUGAGGAUAUAG